Sander lucioperca (pikeperch) is the source of this 4728-nucleotide messenger RNA. RefSeq names its product MyoD family inhibitor (gene mdfi). Lineage: Eukaryota; Metazoa; Chordata; Actinopteri; Perciformes; Percidae. The record is from RefSeq and is a predicted model, not a curated record. Bases 570 to 1469 code for a protein of 299 amino acids. The transcript is spliced from 5 exons.
UCACUGCUGACUGUAGUUUCCUGUCCAAUAGCUGCAGCACAGAAGUCUGAGGCAAGUAUAGUGGGAGUAAAGAGAGAGGAGAGACCGACACAGGUCGGAUACUGCUGCUCAUUUUAAGAGUUUAAACAAGUUUGGGACAGUGGUGUAGCCUACUUGGACUUUCUUUGCAGAAACGCAACAGAAAGUGAGUAUAGCCUAAGCCCUGCACUGCAGACAAAGUGAGCUGCCUGCAGAGACACACAAAACUUCCCAACAUCUGGUCUGCUGGAGGACGGGGCGAGCCGGAGAGAGAAACUUUGGAGGCGGAGAGAAUCUAUCUUCGCUGGAGAAAAAUGCAUUGAAUUGGGAGUUUUGGGGGGACCUACAUGAGCCGAAACGAGAUUUGGUGGUCGUGUAAGGUGACAAGAGUGGAGGGAAAGAGGACAGGAAAGGUCUCGGAGGGCGAGAAGUCCACCUGGAGCGGUCAGAGAAUGAAUUAGCCGAAGGUUUGGCUGCACCGCGUUCCAGCCAGAGAGAAGGCUCACUCCUUGGCCCCUCCACCUCCUCCCACAAGAGCCAGGCCUACGCCCAUGGAUGAGGAGAGGAGUGCCCCUGCCAUCUCCCCAGAGCCACCUGAUGAGGUGGACCCCAGUGUACCAGCUCCACAACCCAGUUCACAUGCAACCUUGACCACAGAGAGCACAAACAGCUGUCCAAACCCAAAGCCCUGUCCUAGUCCAGAUGUGGCCCACACCUAUACUGAGCCCCUCAUAUUGAUGUUAAAUGGCACCCCAGAAAGGUUGCAAGGCGAUGGUGAAGACAAGUGGAGCAGCAGCCUCUCACACUCAGAGCUUACAACACCCAGCAAGAGUAUCACGUCUCAACCAGCAGCCAGAUCCACACCCAUCCACCACACCCAGCCAUGUCGGACACAGCCCAGCAGCCAACUACGCAACGGAGCCAAGCACCACGCACACACACAGUCCCCUCACACGCACUGUCCGCAUCACACACACACCCUCCAGUCCAACGGGGUCAGGAACGGGGUCCCUCUUAGGCAUCCUAAGCUGGGCUCCCUCCCGAGAGGCGGAUCAUCCACCUCCUCGUCCUCUUCAGCAGGACCCAAACAGACCAAGAAAUUGCAGUCCAACCCCUCCAUCACCUCCCAGAGCAGCAAGAGGAGCAAGAGUAGCUCCAAGAGUAACAGCUCUCAGAUUCCUACAGAGGCACAAGAUGACUGCUGUGUUCACUGUAUUCUGGCCUGCCUAUUUUGUGAGUUCCUAACUCUGUGUAACAUCAUGCUGGACUGUGCCACCUGCGGCUCUUGCGCGGGGGACGACUCGUGUUUCUGCUGCUGCUGUGUGUCGGAAGAGUGUGGCGACUGUGACCUGCCCUGUGACAUGGACUGUGGCAUCAUCGACGCCUGCUGUGAGUCUGCAGACUGCCUGGAGAUUUGCAUGGAGUGCUGCAGCCUUUGCUUCUCCUCCUGAGGGCCCCGGCCACCACCACCAAAGUAGAUGUCUGCUACACACUCCCACAAUCCUAGGAGCAACUUCGACCAGUGUUUUAUUAGGGCUGAGAAGCGCUACACCUUUGUCUUUGUUGCUUGGGCUCUAUGGUUUACACUAUAUUGGCUGGCGUAGUUGGCUCCACUAUAUGUCCAUUGUUUCUUACAAGGCUUGCCAAGAAAAAGAUGCUGAGAGCAGUCACUGGUGAAUUCUUUUUCCUCCUUUAUUGAUCCAACGAUGGGACAGUAGCUUCCCUGCCUUGUCGGUCCAUUGCUACACAGCUGGAUGUAUGGUGCAGAGUGAGUUCCAGCUGUGGUCCACGAGUGUCUGCCAGGCUGUGCAGAUCGGUCCUCUGGACCCUCACAGUACAAGCUAUUACUACAAUGGAGCCCCUUGUGCCGUCUAAAUAACUGGAGUUCUCCAAGCAUGAAAAAUGACCUCCAAAGGCAAAUGAGAAAAUGGCUCCAUUUAACCGGAUUUUAGUGUUUCUGUAGAUAAGAGCAGCAGCAUAAUGGGAAAAUGGACGCUCAGAUCUUAGUAGAAAUGUAGUGUCCUCUUGUCCUUGGCAAGGUUAAAGUCUUCCAGUUUGAUACAGUGGCCUUUGUGACACACACAUACACACACACAAAAUAGAGAAAACAUUAAUGGUGGCUUGUGGCAAUAUUACAGACAAAUUUCUUUUGUUAAUAUGCAUCUCACUUAUCGGACUUAUUCAGAGAAGAAUCAUGAGAGUGUCGUGCAUCAGCCUGAAGAUGGGUCCAUUAAAUGAGUACUGUAAGUGACGGACAUCAGAGCGAAUGGUUGACAGCAUCGGUCACUACUCUACUCUAACAUGUGAAGGGAGAGAUUUCUUAAUCAAAGGUCUCUCCUCGUUUAAUGUUUCACAUCUUGUUUACUUUUACAUUGGGUUUUUUUGAGGGGCUUUGUCUGUAUUCAGUGAAUUCCUCCUCGUCUGAAUGGUCAGAGCUUGUAAAGGACUGGUGGAGGAUUGGAAUGCAUCAUCUCUUUUUUAAUAUGUUUCAUUAUUCUUUGUCGUUCUUGCGAUGUGAACAAAUGGCCUUGGCUUAGCUUCAGGCCUGAAUUUUCAUGUAGAUUCCUCGCCUUUACCAAAUCUCUAUUAAUCCUUGUUUUGUAGAUUUUAGUUAAGAUAUUUGCAUUUCUCCUCUAAUGUGAAAAUCACAUUUCUGUGUAAUCGGGUUUUGCCGGGCUCUCUGUAAAGCAGUUAUGCUCAACAUCUAAUUCAAUUCCUUGAGUGAAAAUCUCACAACAUUAUGCUAAGAUAGAUCCAUAUGCUUGUAGUAUGAAUGGUACGCUUUUGAUAACACUCUGGUAUGCUCAGAUGCAUACCUUCUCCAACCCAGUACCUCUUGAGAUGUACCCUAGAUCUGUUGUGCAUUUUAAAAUGACUUGAUACAAAUCUCUCUCCUCUCUGAUCAAAUACUGUUUGUGCAAUCCUUUUUUCUAGGAAAUACCAAAGAGUUUUCCUCUUACUGGACCUUAGUUUCGAGACCUACAAUUACUUGUACAUUGAAUGGUCUUAUAUGCUAAUGUGGCUGUGGUUUAUUAAACCCUAUUUUAAGGGCUGAAAUAUAACACUGUUGAUUAAGAAUAUACACUAAGGCUGUAAAUCAACCUGAUAACUCAUCAUGUCUGUUUAUAUAUCAGAAUGAAUGGGUUUUAAAUUUUGACACGUUCCAACUCAACUGAGACAAAAUCCUGGAGAGCCCUGGAAAACAAUGCAAUUUCGUUACAGUACAAAGUGAUUUAUGAAGGGAGAACUGGAUCAUGUGUAUUAGACGUGAUAACAAUGUCAUUUUGUUUGGGUUUACAAAAUAUUCCAAGUGCAGAUACUGACAAUGUUGCUUUCAUCUAGGGACAUGUUCUCUGUCACCAGACCAACCUUGUCACAAAAAGAAUAGGGGUGGACCGUAAUAAAUAUCUGGUGGGUGUGAAAGGCUAACCCAUAUGAGUUUGAAACCUAAAUAAAAACACUGGUUUGUUAACAACAUAGGUCAAUCAUUACAAAUAAUAACAAAAGAACCUACAAACUUAAGUUAGCUUCACAGUCAACAAGCUAAUGUUAGCAUAACUUGGCCUCCACUGUUGACAAUGGCGGCAAUAGCCCGCAGUGUAAAAAAACACUGUUAAGGCGAGCAGGAAUAUGAAUACAUAUUGACAUUUUUCAGCUAAAACCCUCCCAAUUGACAUGUUGUUUCCUAUCAUUUAUGACUGUGCAUAACCACAGCAUCACUCACUGUAUCUCAAGUUUCAAGAUUCUUACUCAGCUGCAGCUUCUCACUAAUGUUGCUUUCCAUUAUGUUGAAUUGAUUUUUAGUUUGCUCAAAUUCCUGUUUCCAGCACAGAUGUAACUGGAGGAAUAAAGUCAACAAAACCUUACCUGUGACAGACAGCAUGACUUUGCAACUCUCUUUUUUGGCAGUAGAUCAUAUAAACAUGUCUGAACCUCGUGUGAGGUUCCUGGUUUCCAUAUGUAGCUUCACCAGGGUUUUUGAAGCGGUCCUGUUGGACUGUAAAGUGCAGUGAGAAGGUGCAGCAGAGUGGUAAGUCUGUCAAUGCUACAGCUCAGUUGUGCUAUGCAACAUAAAUCAUGUGAACAACAUUUUAAUAAGGUCUGGGUUGAAAAACAGUGAACACAUCAUUUAGGUUUUAUUUAAUGAUGUUGGAAUAAUAUUUUAUGACUUGAUCAUUAAAUACUACUUUAUGUUUAUACUGAGAAUGGAGGCAGUCUGGAGGGAUAGAAAACACUGAUUGGUUGGUCUGGAGAUGGAGAACGCUUUUCUGGAUUGCAGAGAUGGUUUGGAGAUAUGAAUUUGAUGUUGUGUCUUAUAGGUCAUCAUAUCAUCUUUAAAAAUGUCCCUUGCACUCAGUCAAGCUAUUACAGUAAUACUGGAAGAAAACAAGGUAACUUUCAAUGUUGUCCAAACUCAGUAUUAUCAGUAUUUUCGCUAGAGUUACUUUGACUACAGAAAUUUCUAACUGUUGACUUUCAUGGAUUUAUUAUCUUAUUAUGAGAUGUAAUUUGGAUAUUGAUUUAAAGGACUGACCACAUCUGCUAGUAUUAUGAAAGUUAUUCUAGCCCAGCUAAAUUGUUACUAGACUGUUAGUCCACUAUAAUGUCAUUUUGUUUACACUACCCCCAUUUUAUGUCAAUUUCAAUUGCUGUCCUGGAAGUCACAUUACAAUCUCUUAGUUUAAUACUGAAUAAACAAUGUGAACUCCA